UUUGUUUGGCAAUCGUCGUUGUACGUUAAAUUACCAGCCACCUAGAGGCCUGACAGAGAAAGCAACUUUUCAGAUGAUGCUUUUGUGCGUAUCAUCAUUUGCUGACGAAUUCCAUGAAACGAAGAGCACCAAGUCGAACCAAGAGGAAUCGAGCUCGGAAUCGAACGAGCCACCGGAAGGAUAUUACGCCUUUGUCAAGUCGCCCAAUGCCGAACCGCCAAAAGUGAGGCCACCGCCUUAUAUAGACAGCGAUAAGGAGUGUUACGAUACGGGCAAGCAAGGAAAAGGUUUCGUCUCCGUGCACAAUAUUUGCGGUGACCUGAACAAGGGCUACAUCCCACGGAAUCCGAUGAAUCAGUACUUCAACGGAUCCUCUUAUCCUUUUGCUCUGUUGAAAAAUCACACCCUCAAGUUCUUGAGCAAAGCUCUGCCCAUACUCAAGGCCGACGAUUCCCUACCGAAAGUCGCCACGGUUCAAUCGUACUCGCAAAAUUCCGUGGACACUGACGAGAAACGAAGCAGAAGCAAACGAUCCUCCGACUCGGAAACGAGUCUGGACUCGCUACGAAACGGUCGAAAAUUCUGCGAAAAUGGCGGAGGAGUGGUCUGCAUGUUGUACAAAGCCAUACAAGGCGAACCAUUGGCUACGUCGAUAGCCGAACGUCGAGACGAACCACCUACUCCAGAGUACCGCCAACGAACACCAGCCGCACCGGAAAAACAGGAGUACACAGGCCCACCCACACCCUGUCCAGCCAAAGUGGAGUACGCGACGCCAGUUUUCGCCAAGAACUAUCAAGGAGUUUGGCGAUACGUGGUCCAGAUCCCUUACGAGGGCUACUUCACGCAGACUAUCGAAGUCACCAGAUGCAUGCAAUCAAAGUGUCAUUACCUGGACGGUGGUUGCCUGUCGUCGCCGCGAUGGACCAGUCUACUCGUGGCGGAAAUCUUCUAUCCGGACACUGUGCUGGAAGAGAAUCAGAACUCGCGAUUCAAUGGACUGGGAGACGCUACUGGAUCGCCGCCACCUGUUCACGAUUUCCAGAAUUAUCAGCAGUACUUGCAGAAACGUGCGGGCGAGAACGAGGCUCGUAACAACGGAGGUUCGCAACAACAUCAUUGCGACGGCGUCGACGAAAUGGGCUGCUUCCAGGUGAGACUGUACUACGACUGGUUUCUGGUACCAGGUAGUUGCAAGUGCUGGCGUCCUGACUACUUUAAUCGGUACGUACGUCGAAGCGGGACUAACGUUGAAUUGUGAUAUCGAAUCGUUGCGAGUGUUAUCGAUCGAU
Molecule: messenger RNA, 1292 nt
Organism: Hylaeus anthracinus
Lineage: Eukaryota; Metazoa; Arthropoda; Insecta; Hymenoptera; Colletidae
Gene: spz6
Exons: 7
Coding region: 74-1261 (395 amino acids)
Biological process (GO): regulation of Toll signaling pathway; central nervous system formation; innate immune response
Cellular component (GO): extracellular region
Molecular function (GO): growth factor activity; Toll binding
Source: RefSeq, a predicted model, not a curated record